Messenger RNA from Fusarium keratoplasticum, 441 nucleotides. RefSeq lists its product as uncharacterized. The record is from RefSeq and is a predicted model, not a curated record. Bases 1 to 441 code for a protein of 146 amino acids. The transcript has a single exon. NCBI's taxonomy places the organism in Eukaryota, Fungi, Ascomycota, Sordariomycetes, Hypocreales, Nectriaceae.
AUGAUGCGAGGCGAGAUCCCCUCGAGGCACCGCCAGGCCCUGUGCCAACGACGGCUGGCCAAGAACCCGGGCCUCCAGCGCAAGCUGGCGCAGAUGGAGCUCCCCCUGGCACCCCUCGUCCAGCUCACCACGGGGGCCAUCCACCCGGCCUUCCCCACGACGGUCCUCAAGUUCUGGCUCCUCACCGACGACCAGCUCGAGUCCCUGGCGCACUUUUACCACCAGAGGACCCCCAACCCCUGGACGAACCAGUACCCCUGCCCCAUCACCUGGAGCUCCGAGCUGCCCCUUGAGGAGAAGCGCCGCAAGAUGGGCAAGUUUAUCGGUCUCCGGGGUUGCGACUCGCCCAUCCUGCUCAAGUCGGAGGAGGAGAUACUCGAUGAGGCCAGGAGGGCGAGGCUGACUGAGGAGGAGAUGUGGCGGCGAAAGCAUUAUCCUUGA